AUGGGUACAACCCCCUUGAACGUGACCCUGACGGUGGACCUGACGCCUCACACCGUAGACUGGCUCACCAUCCACCGCCGGACAUACAACGGGGAGAUCCCGGGCCCAACCCUACGUGUGCGGCCGGGCGACAAGCUGUAUAUCAAGCUGGUGAAUAACCUGAGGCCUGACAACUUGGUUCGGGAGAGAGGCCAUGGUCCGAUCAGUCCCAACAUCACCAAUCUGCACCUGCACGGGAUGCACGUGUCCCCUAAAGAGCCUCACGACAACGUCUUCAUAGAGAUUGGUCCAGGUAGUUCCUACCAGUACGAGUUUCACAUACCCGAUGAUCACCCUGCCGGAACGUUCUACUACCACCAUCAUAUCCACGGCAACAGCCACUUCUGUGUUGGAGGAGGUCUAGUGGGAUUUAUCAUAGUUGAAGAUGACGUCACCACCAUGCCUCCCGAGCUGUCCGCCAUUUCCUGUCCUCUCAACUGUCACAAGGAGGUUCAGCUGGCGGUCGGUACCAACUUCCGCUACAGAUUUCUCCCGACAGACCCCAUUCUCAGCUACUCCAACUUACAGAAGGAUUUGGGGGAUCCUUCAAGGAAUCUGGAUCAACUUGCCAGUGGUACCGGCACCAUGGAGGAUUGGCUGAUGGACCCUGCUAACAACGUGGACUACAUCCUCACUAACGGACAAAUGUGGCCGACCGUGACCUUAACCGUUGGUGAGGUCAAACGGUUCCGAAUUUUGAAUGCUGCAACGAUAGAGGUACUAGAGAUCACUAUUAAAGAACUGGGUUGUCAAAUGAUGGUCCUGGCUUGGGAUGGCAUAUACGUGGACGCCCCCUAUCGAACCCGUAUGGUGGUGCUGUCUGGCGGAGCAAGAGUAGACGUCGCAGUGAGGUGCUGGUUUUCUGGGGACUUCACGAUGACGACGGUUAUGGCAGAGGAGAAUGAUCCUAUUCUAUCAUCCGAGUAUUGGCAGAUGAGAUUCGACCAGGAUCUGCUUACACUUCACGUAGAAGAAAAAGCUGCUGUGUUCGAUUUGGAGCCCUUUCCUACGUCACUUCCGGCGCAUCCCAGUUACUACCGUGACCUGCGCAGAAUAGACGACAGUGAGAUAGACGGGAGGUUCGUGAUCGAGUUCGGGCCCGAACAUGAGGUCAACAGGGAACAUUUCAAAGACGCCAUGUACCCUCGGUACAAGUACGAGGUUGGGACUAUUCAGGAGUGGUACGUCAUCAAUACGGAACAACUCAAACCGCACCCUCUCCACAUACACGUCAAUCACUUCCAGAUUAUUUCCUACAACGAGUACACCCAUCCCUGGGGCGCAUUACACCCUGUGAACAAGACUAAAUCCGCCUAUUACGACUUGCAAGGAAAUUUGUGCGAUCAGCAGUUCCUCCACUUCGCCCAUAACUUGGACUGGCCCACCUCAAACCCACCAAACUUCAAGUAUCAUGGCCACCAUAACAGGUCACGUGACAGUAUCCCAGGAUACAUCCCGCUCGGGGAAUGGCGGGAUACCAUCAACGUCCCUCCCCUGGGGAGCAUGACCAUUCGCUUUGUAGCAGAUAGAUUCACGGGAACACAGAUGAUCCACUGUCACAACCUGAACCAUGUAGAUAGAGGGAUGGGCCUGGUGGUGGAGGUGGUGGAGCAGGGGGAGUCGACCCACGGGGCCCACACGGCGUCCGGCGGGGCCUACCCCGGGACGUGCCGGCGGACUGACCCGUAUCCUGACGUGGUCACCGGCGUUAGUACUACGAACGUUAACGUGGGAAGCCACGAGCAUGGUCACUAAGUGAAACUACGCAUAGCCACUUGGUGUUAAGGUACGAAGGCAGGAGAUGAUAUCAUAUUAUAUGAUAUGAUAUGAUGCAUGAUAUUACAUGAUAUGAUAUAAGAGUAACAAUACUAGUGCUGUUAGGGUCACAUCCCAAACGGGGCCCGGUCGGGCUGUUUGCGUGAACGAAAGAUAAAAGUGUUAAAGAAGAAAUAUCCACAUACCACGUACACAACAAACAUUUCAUUUUAUUUAAUUCAAUUCUACUCUGGAUAAUUGACAUGUCAUUUGUGUCAUUCCUGAUGUAAGAUAGACGCCUAUGAUACAGAUAAAGCAUGUAUAAUUCCAUUAUCUUAGACCUUUCUUAGUUUUUCUCUUUUAGGUUGCCGACGAUGGCCACCGUCAGCUUUAUUAUGUAGUACAACGUCAUGUGAAAGAUUUGACUCAGUGCAAGCGGACUCAUAUAGGCUCUAGCUAGCCUCACAUGCUCACAGCUUACUUUGUGUUGUUUCUUUGCAACUGAACGGCCUUUAUUUUUUUUACAAUGAUGAGGUUUUGCUAGCCCUUUUUAGCUAUCAAUGUUGUGAAUUUGCAAAUUGAUACAGACAAAAAGACAUCUAAAAAGAAGCGUUAACAAUAUACAAAAUCAUGUGACAUCAUGUUUACAUUCAUACCCAGUAUCUGGGGGGAGU
Molecule: messenger RNA, 2468 nt
Organism: Branchiostoma floridae (Florida lancelet)
Lineage: Eukaryota; Metazoa; Chordata; Leptocardii; Amphioxiformes; Branchiostomatidae
Product: multicopper oxidase mco-like
Exons: 14
Coding region: 1-1794 (597 amino acids)
Molecular function (GO): oxidoreductase activity; copper ion binding
Source: RefSeq, a predicted model, not a curated record